This is a messenger RNA of Loxodonta africana (African savanna elephant), 1615 nucleotides long. RefSeq names its product transmembrane 7 superfamily member 2 (gene TM7SF2). The transcript has 8 exons. Gene Ontology annotation, cellular component: endoplasmic reticulum membrane; nuclear inner membrane. Gene Ontology annotation, biological process: cholesterol biosynthetic process. NCBI's taxonomy places the organism in Eukaryota, Metazoa, Chordata, Mammalia, Proboscidea, Elephantidae. The record is from RefSeq and is a predicted model, not a curated record. Gene Ontology annotation, molecular function: Delta14-sterol reductase activity. The coding region runs from base 347 to 1615 and encodes 422 amino acids.
GGUAGGACCCGGGGAUGGAGGCAGAGGGAGGACGUCUGGAGAGGGUGAGCUGAGCUCUGAGCCGGACCAAUUCUGGGGACUGCAGCGCAGGGGGUUAUGGAGUGGGCGACUGGGAGGAGUAAGGGGAGCCGGGGGAGGGUCUUCGAGGGGGCCUGGGGACGGGGGACCAAGACGGAAGUCAGGGAAGGCCAGUGAGAAGCCGGGGGACCUUGAGGGAAAGGGCUGAGAACGGAAUCUGGAGGCAGGCGAUGAGAAUGCUAAGGGUGCCAGUGGGGGCAGAGGGGGAGCAGGAGCCGACGUCCAACGCCACCGUCUUUGUCUCUCCGCCCCAGGCGCUGCGGCGCUAAUGCUGCUGCUCCCUGCCACCAUGUUCCACCUGCUUCUGGUGGCCCGCUCGGGGCCGGCACGCCUCCUGGGCCCGCCCCCCUACCUGCCCGGGCUCGAGGAGCUGUGGAGCCCGAGGGCGCUGCUGCUGUGGUUCGCCUGGCUCGGCCUGCAGGCGGCGCUCUACCUACUGCCGGCGCACAAGGUGGCCGAGGGGCAGGAGCUGAAGGACAAGAGUCGCCUGCAGUACCCCAUUAACGGCUUCCAGGCCUUGGUGCUGACAGCCCUGUUACUGGGGCUGGGGGUAUUAGCUGGGCUGCCCCUGGAUGCACUCCCGGAAAUGCUCCUGCCCUUGGCAUUUGCCGCCACCCUCAUCGCCUUCAUCUUCAGCCUCCUCCUCUAUCUGAAGUCCCAGGUAGCUCCUGCCUCAGCCCUGGCACCUGGCGGGAACUCAGGUGAGAGGGGUCCCAGUGGGGUGAGGAUGGAGGCCGAUGGGGGCACCCGCCUGCACUUUCACCCUCUAUAUUCUCCAGGCAAUCCAAUUUAUGACUUUUUCAUGGGACGGGAGCUCAACCCACGGAUCCACUUCUUGGACUUCAAAUAUUUCUGUGAACUGCGGCCUGGCCUCAUCGGCUGGGUCCUCAUCAACCUGGCCCUGCUGAUGCAGGAGGCAGAGCUUCGGGGCAGUCCCUCAUUGGCCAUGUGGUUGGUCAAUGGCUUUCAGCUGCUCUACGUGGGUGAUGCUCUCUGGUAUGAGGAGGCCGUCCUUACCACCAUGGACAUUACACAUGACGGGUUUGGCUUCAUGCUGGUCUUCGGGGACUUAGCCUGGGUACCCUUCACCUACAGCCUGCAGGCUCAGUUCCUGUUGCACCAUCCACAGGCCCUGGGGCUGCCCAUGGCCUCUGCCAUCUGCCUCAUCAAUGCUGUUGGUUACUACAUCUUCCGUGGGGCCAAUUCCCAGAAAAACACCUUCCGAAAGAAUCCUUCUGAUCCUAGAGUGGCUGACCUCAAGACCAUCUCUACAGCCACGGGGCGGCAGCUACUGGUGUCUGGGUGGUGGGGUAUGGUCCGCCAUCCCAACUACCUUGGAGACCUCAUCAUGGCUCUGGCCUGGUCCUUGCCCUGUGGGGCUUCCCACUUGCUGCCCUACUUCUACCUCCUCUACUUUACGGCGCUGCUGGUGCACCGGGAGGCGCGUGACGAGCGGCAGUGCUUGCAGAAGUACGGCCUGGCCUGGCGUGAGUACUGCCAGUGUGUGCCCUACCGCAUAGUGCCCUACAUCUACUGA